This is a messenger RNA of Rotaria sordida, 4224 nucleotides long. The record is from the annotation of a GenBank genome assembly. NCBI's taxonomy places the organism in Eukaryota, Metazoa, Rotifera, Eurotatoria, Philodinida, Philodinidae.
AUGAAAGCAAGUAAUAUGUUUACAACAAUACAAGGUCAAUGUUCUGGUGGUAUAUGGCCUAUACAAGAUGCAACUAUUGGUUCAUUUACUGUUUCAUGGCGAUACAAUAUGGCUUCGAAUACAGUUCAAUUUAUUAUUCAAGGACAAACAAUAACUAGUAUUAAUCUUGCAUCGACUUAUAUUGCAAUUGGAUGGUCUGAUACAGCACCAACUAUGAAUAAUAUGGAUGUUGCAAUGUUCUUUCCUGGUACUCAGAUAGUGCAAGAUCGAUAUUCUCAAGGACAUGUUGUACCGUCAAUUGAUACUCAACAAGAUUUUUGUGUUAUUCAAACAAAUAUUACUGAUAAAUAUAUUUAUGUUUCAUUUGAACGAUAUUUAACAACAGGAGAUAUACAAGAUAUUAAUUUUAUUUCAAAUCUCUAUCUUAUGUUUUCAAUGGGUUCAUAUACAUUAUCAAACGAUACAAAUAAUUUCAUUCCUCAACAUCAUUUUUUUCGUAUACCGUUACAAACUAGUAUAAGUCUUAUUAAUUGUGUAUCAAGUGGUUGUUUAACAACAACUUGUACAAUAUCAUCAUGUUCAUGUUUACAACAAAUUAUAUCAGAUGUAGCACAAUGUAUUUGUUUUCCACCAUCAUCAUGUAUUUCAGGUUCAACAAUUACACCAAGCACAACAGUAUCUAUUUUAGCAACAACUUCAUUAACUUUACCAUUAUCUAUAAUUAUGAAUGGUUCAUGUCAAAAUUCAACAAAUCUAUGUUCGUCCAAUGGAAUAUGUCUUCAAACAUCAACAACGCAAUACAUAUGUCAAUGUAAAAAUGAUUAUACAGGUGUACUUUGCCAAACACCAUUAUUUUCAAAUAAUAGCGCGAAUACGAAUUUAUGCGAAUGUAUGAAUGGAGGAACUUGUUUAGCCAAUGGAACUUGUUUAUGUACAGAUCUUUAUCGAGGAAAAUUUUGUCAAUUAAAUAAUCCUUGUAUUGAUUAUUGUCAUAAUAAUAGCACUUGUUCAGUUAUAUGUACAGAUAUAUCAUGUAAUUUACCAAAUUGUACAUGUACAAAUAGUUAUAUUGGUAUACAAUGUGAAACAAUUGUGAGUGGUGUAUGUCAACCAAAUCCUUGUAUUUAUGGAAAUUGUGUAACAUUGACAAAUACAAGUUUUCAAUGUCAAUGUAAUUUUGGUUUUUUUGGAAGUCGAUGUGAAUUCAUCAAUAGUUGUUUAUCAAAUCCAUGUAAUCAAGGUACUUGUAUAGUAUCAUCAAAUUGUUUGGGUUUACUCUGUAGUUAUACAUGUCAUUGUCCAAAUGGAACAACAGGUCAAAAUUGUGAAAUUAAUGGAAAUCCAUGUUUAAGUACACCAUGUAAAAAUAAUGGUAGUUGUUCUGUAUUAUCAAAUACUUAUUCAUGUCAAUGUUUAUCACUAUAUGGUGGUACUAAUUGCGAUUCAAUUAUAAAUGUAUGUACACCAAAUCCCUGUUUCAAUAAUGGUAUUUGUGUUCGAAGUUCAAAUAUAAAAGAUGGAAUAUAUGAAUGUAAUUGUCAAAAUGGUUAUGUUGGUACAAGAUGUGAAUAUGCAAGUGGUUGUAUAUCAUCGCCAUGUCAUAAUUCUGGUCUAUGUAUUUCAUCGACAACUAAUUGUUCAUCAACAACAUGUCUUGUUAGUUGUAUAUGUUUGACUGGUACAACUGGUGUUUAUUGUGAACAACAAGAUACUUCAUGUUUAAUAUAUCCUUGUCUCAACGGAGGCAUAUGUCUAAUAAAUCCAAUAACUAAUAUUACUUAUUGUCAAUGUCGAUCAAAUACAAUCGGUGUUCGAUGUGAAAUAAUUCAAUCCAUAUGUACAAAUACAAUUUGUUUAAAUAAUGGUGUUUGUUAUAUAGAUACAACAUCUGGUAAUAAUACAGUAGGAUGUAUAUGUCCUUUGGGUUAUACUGGUCAAUAUUGUCAAACAUUUAUAAAUAUUUGUUCACAAAAUCCUUGUGGAUAUAAUGGUACUUGUUUUUCUACAUCGAAUUCAUCUUAUUAUUGUAUUUGUCCAAAUGGUUUAGUUGGUCAAUCAUGCACAUCAAAUAUAUUAACAUCAUGUUCAAAUUCACCUUGUCAUUAUUUAUCAACAUGUCAACAAAUAUCAAAUACAAAUUCUAUAAGUUAUAAAUGUAUUUGUCCUGAUUAUUUAACUGGUGAUCGAUGUCAAUAUACAAAUAAUUGUCAACAACAACCAUGUUAUAAUCAAGCUAGUUGUAUAUCACUUGGUUCACAAAAUAAUUUUAUGUGUAUAUGUCAACCGGGAUUUGGACAUUAUGAUUGUUCAAUAUAUUUGGGUCCAUUAUGUAAUUCCAAUAUAUGUCUAAAUGGAGGUACAUGUGAUUAUAAUAAUACAAAUAUUCGAUGUAUUUGUUCAACAGAUUUUGCUGGACCACAUUGUGAAUGGAAUUCGGUUUGUUCGAUGAAUACAUGUCUAAAUGGUGGUACUUGUAGACAAAUAGCUGCAACAAUGGCUGAAUGUUUAUGUGCAACUGGUUUUACUGGUCCAACAUGUAAUUUACGUGAUUCUUGUGCUAAUUUUCCAUGUAAGAAUGGUGCCGGUUGUCAGACAUUACUUACUGAUACAAAUACUAAUUGGGCAGCAUAUCGUUGUGUUUGUCCACCAGGAUUUUAUGGACAAAAUUGUGAUAUAGCUGUAAGUUCAUGUGCAAAUAUGCUUUGUCCUUCAUAUAAAAUUUGUAAUGAACAACCAACAGGACCUGUAUGUACAUGUCCAGGAAAUAAAGUUGGAACAUUUUGUCAAUAUGAAAAUCCUUGUAGUCUAUCAUCAACACCUUUUUGCUUAAAUAGUGGUACAUGUGUUUCAUCAAAUACAGAUCCUCCAAUAGCUUUAUGUCUUUGUCCUGAAAGUUUUACAGGUCCAUAUUGUAAUAUAAUGAUACAAAAUGAUCCAUGUGCAAGUAAUCCAUGUCAAACACAUGGUUAUUGUGCAUUAUCAAUAUUAAAAACAUCAUAUUCAUGCAUUUGUCAAUCUAAUUAUAUUGGUGAUAACUGUGAAAGAAUUAAUCCAUGUGUAUCAUCUCCAUGUUUAAAUCAAGCUAUCUGUCAAGGCUAUUGGAAUACAACUAAUACUUGGUGUAUUUGUCUUUGUGUUGGAACAUUUACAGGAACAAAAUGUGAAACAUCAUUACUUAAUCCAUGUGGUGGAUUGUGUAUGAAUGGAAGUUCAUGUGUUAAUGGAGUAUGUGUUUGUCCACCUCAAUAUACUGGAACAUUUUGUGGAUUUGAUAAUCCAUGUUAUAAUCCUAUGUGUCAAAAUGGCGGUUUUUGUUCAGCUAAUUUUAAUUCAACAGGUGUGUCAUUUACAUGUACUUGUCGAAGUUCUUUUACUGGUCAAUAUUGUGAAACUUCUAUUUAUACACAAUCAGCAAAUGCUACGUGUACACCAAUAUGUUACAAUAACGGUUCUUGUGUUAAUGGUUUAUGUAUGUGUACAUCACAAUAUGUUGGACCAUCAUGUCAAUAUGAAAAUCCAUGUAUUAAUCGUAAUCCCUGCUUAAAUGGUUCUACAUGCUUUGGUCAAUAUAAUACAGAUGGAACUGUAUAUGCGCAAUGUUUUUGUCCUCAAGGAUAUACAGGAAUAUAUUGUGAAGCAACACUUUGUUCAUCAACAUCAUGCAAUGGUGGUACAUGUAUAGCAACUCAAAAUAGUUUUGUAUGUGUAUGUCCGACAGGAAAAACUGGCGAUCAUUGUCAAUAUGCAGAUGCUUGUGCAAAUAAUCCAUGUUUACCAUCUGAACAAUGUGAACAAACAGGAAAUCAAUAUAAAUGUAUUUCUUGUUAUGAUAAAAGUAAUUUUUGUUCAAUGUAUCAAAAUCUUAAUCAAUAUUGUGAUAAUCAGUAUACGUUACUUAUUAAUAAUAUUUGGCUUCCAGUACCAGAAGUAUGUCAACGUUCAUGUAAUCAAUGUAUACCAGUACAAAAGUUGAAUGAUAGACAUUUGAAAUUGAUAGAAGAACAAGAUUAUAUAUCUGAAAAUAUGACAAUAACUUUAACUUCUACAACAACAACAGCAACAAUUUCAAAACUAAAUAUAAUAUUUUCACAAGAAGACAAAUGUUUUGAUCAACGAGAUGAUUGUUUAAUGCAAAAAGCAUGUGGAUUUUGUGUUAUUUUUAAUGAAAAAUAUCCAAAUGAUUGUGUUAAAACAUGCCAUCCUGAUUGUACUUUUCGUUCUUAA